AUGGCGAGGUAUCAUGGACUUUGGUUGCUGAUAAUCAAAACCUUGGCUAUUAUUCAUAUUGUCCAAGCUCAGAGCCAACAAGGGUUCAUCAGUUUGGACUGUGGGCUACCAACAAAUGAACCAUCUCCUUAUAAAGAGGAGUCAACAGGGUUACAGUUCUCUUCAGAUGCAACAUUCAUCCAGAGUGGACAAACUGGUAGAAUUCAGCCAACUCUGGCGAGUAGAUUGCUGAAGCCAUACACAACGCUGAGAUACUUUCCUAAUGGAACACGAAAUUGCUACAACCUACCCGUCGAGAAGGGGAGAAAUCAUCUGAUCAGGGCUAGGUUUUUGUAUGGAAACUAUGAUGGCCUUGACAAUAACCCCACGUUUGAUCUGUAUCUUGGACCUAAUCCAUGGACCACUAUAGACUUGCGUAGGCUAGUGAAUGGUACACGAGAAGAGAUCAUUCACAUCCCAACAUCAAACAAGUUGCAGGUCUGUCUUGUUAAGACUGGGACGACUACACCGUUGAUCUCGACCUUGGAAGUACGGCCCAUAGGAAAUGAUUCUUAUAGCACUCAAUUUGGUUCUCUGAAUCUUUUCUUUCGGGUAUAUCUUAGUGAAUCAAAGACAACGCUAAGGUACCCGGAUGAUAUCUAUGAUCGCAUAUGGACUGCUUAUUUUUGGAAAGAGUGGACUCAGAUAACCACCACUAGCAGUGUGGGAAACUCCAACAACUACGAACCACCAAAAGCCGCACUUGCAAGUGCAGCCGUACCUACUAAUGCUAGUGAGCCAUUGACAAUUGACUGGACUAAUACAGAGAAGCCUGAUGACCUAUAUUACUUGUAUAGACACUUUGCUGAGAUCCAAGACUUGCAGACUAAUGAAACCAGGGAAUUCAACAUGGUGUGGAAUGGGGAACUUAUGUCGACUGACCCUAUAAUUCCUGACGAGUUAAAGAUAACUACCAUCUUAAGCGUGACGCCAAGAACCUGUGCUAAAGGGGAAUGCACUUUUCAGCUGAAAAGAACCAACAGAUCUACCCUUCCACCUUUACUUAACGCUUUUGAAGUCUACACAGUUAUCCAGUUUCCACAGUCUGAAACAAACGAAAACGAAGGUAUGUUUCAGUGUGUUUCCAACAUAAAUAGUUUUAUUCAUGUAAGGUCGAUUCUUUUGUUUUUUUAUUUCUAA
Messenger RNA from Raphanus sativus (radish), 1179 nucleotides. RefSeq names its product probable LRR receptor-like serine/threonine-protein kinase At5g59680. Bases 1 to 1179 code for a protein of 392 amino acids. The transcript is spliced from 3 exons. The record is from RefSeq and is a predicted model, not a curated record. NCBI's taxonomy places the organism in Eukaryota, Viridiplantae, Streptophyta, Magnoliopsida, Brassicales, Brassicaceae.